UUCCACACAAUUUUCCUGCAGCUCACACAACCUUUUCGUGUUUUGUGUCAGCUUUCUUGUUCAACAAACUCACGCACACUCACGCAAACCCUCGUGAGCAGCACGACAGCUUCAUCCACCACGACAAUGGCGACAACAUCAGCAAUGCCGCAACUUGGCCGCACUCCACCAACGUUAUCUUAUUUUUGUGUUUAUAAUCCGUCUCUCGCGCAAUCCGAGGAAAACACUAAAGAUCAAAUUCUCUAUUACACCGCUAAAAAAGUGGUUCCAGCCGACGUCAAGAUGAAACAGGUUGGAUUAGCACAAGCAUUGGUGAAUUUCAGCUCGGCAUUUUCACCGUCGCAUUCUGCACAGAACGUCCAUUCGCAAAAGAACCGACUCGUCUUUCUCCAGCCAGAGCCAGGCUUUUGGUUGCAUAUGUGUAUCGAACUCUCCGUUUUGCGCAAACAAGUCAAGGAUCAAAAAGGCAAAGAAAAACUUGUAACCGAAUACUUGGAUUCUCAGCUGAAUGAUCGAGCAAUCGAGAGCGUGCUCAAGCUCGGUUAUGAACAGUUCAAGCUGCUGAACGGAACUAUGACAUCGAUACUGGAUAUUUUGGAUCGUCGUGUCCUGAUGCAUCGGAUUGAGGAGUUUUUCUCUGAAUGGAUUUGGCAGUGGGAUUUUGAUCGGCUUGAUCGGAUGGUAUUUUCCGGCGUGUUCAACGGUGUGCCGACGAUCCGGUAUAACGAGGACGAAUUAGAACCGAUGCGAAAAUUAGAUCAAGCACUGCAGGACGAAUAUGAAGUGGCUCAUAUAAUGGUUUUGGAUGAGGAUCAGCUGGUCUAUCGCUCGGACUCUUUAAGUAUGGUAGAUGUACGGUCCUUGCGUAAGUAUGUCUGUCAGCAGAUGCAGCAACACCAACAGGACGAUAUUCUGCAGCAGGAACAAUCUGCUAUCAAUACCAGAAAGGACAAGUUAUCCGGAUUUAAAUCAUUCACGCGAACGUUGUCAAAUACCCAUAUCCUUGACUAUUUCUCAUCAACAAAUACCAAAGACUCAAGCAAACCAGAAGAUUCAUCCGAUACGCAAGAACCGACAGAGCAACAACAAGAAGAAGCUGCCCCAGACCUGGAAAUUCGCACAGAGCCGAUCCACGGUGAAUUUCACGAGAUUGUACGGGUAUAUCUUAGCAGCAGGUCUGCGUUGGCUAUGGAAGAACAGGAGCUUCUUGAAGAGUAUCUUUUGAUCAUCUAUAAGCAUAAUGAAAGCAACCUUCUGUGGAGCUUUUUAAUACCCUCGUUUGCUGAUGGCGCCGACGAAUUUAUUACCAGCACAACAAGUCUUCCCGAGCUCGAAGGUUUUCUUGUCAAACACGAGUUGAAUACUGCUGUUGCUACAGUGAAGGAGAACAAAGAAACCAAGCAGGAAAAGAGCCUUUCAUUAGGAAAGCAUUUCCGCAGCUUUUUUUACGACAACGCCACCCUCAAUAUGCGCUCCACUUUGCUAGAACAGCGAAAGGACUCAUUUACAGUUAGCAACGAUAUGCUUUUACAACUACUGGAUCUCAACAGUGACUUUGAAACGUUUCCAAACACAAGUGAGGUAUAUACGCGCUCUACGGCAAACUACUGGAUUGCAGCAAGACGUGUGUACAAUAAGCAUGGCCGAAAACAGCAGCGUCAGCAACCUAGCACUGAUCCAGAUUCAACGAGCGACCAUCAAGAACCGCCCACAGAGGACGAGGAAGACGAAAUUGUAACAGAAAGACGGCGUAGUCCAGACGAUUACACGGAAAUGUAUUUGAUAGCCGCUAAAAAGGAUACAUCUUUAGCAGAUGUGGAAGAAACGAUUCGGAAAAUGACCGCAUCGUUGGUGGGACUAUGUGUGUAGUAUACUAUUUACAAUUGAAGUCUUUCGUUGAUGGAAUGCGAUCCAUCCAUCUCGUCGGGGUGAUGCUCGCUUGGCCCACCUAGAAAAAGGAUGAUGUAUAUACAUAUUUGUUUAAUAAAAG
This is a messenger RNA of Zychaea mexicana, 1990 nucleotides long. RefSeq lists its product as uncharacterized. The record is from RefSeq and is a predicted model, not a curated record. NCBI's taxonomy places the organism in Eukaryota, Fungi, Mucoromycota, Mucoromycetes, Mucorales, Lichtheimiaceae. The coding region runs from base 127 to 1869 and encodes 580 amino acids. Gene Ontology annotation, cellular component: Mon1-Ccz1 complex; intracellular membrane-bounded organelle. Gene Ontology annotation, biological process: vesicle-mediated transport. The transcript has 7 exons.